GUCGUAUACCCGGUAUACCUUAGCAUAUUACGCGAAGGAUAUCAGGGACGUAUCGAGAAGCUUGGUGCCCGGAUCAAUUAUCAUCUGAAAUGAUACGACGAAGUCCAACUCGGAUAGAAAUGCGUUUGGAUGACCUGCAAGUGUACGAGGAAAUAAGGAAAGCACACGAGUCUAAGAAAGAUCCUGAAAGAAAAGCGUCCUCGUCCAUGAAUCCACCCUCAUGGGGAGGCAAGAUUCCUCAGAGCGAGAUUCAGGAACGCAUUGGUUACGUGCCGCAACAUCCAUCCGCGCAUAAUCGAGCCACAACAUAGCAGUCGAUUCAAGACUUGGGAUACGAAUUACAGAAUGAAUAAGCAACAGUCAAAUUAUGCAUUCCAACAUAAUUUUGAUUUUAAAUAGUUGGAUACAUCUAUACACAGAUACGGUUUAAACAUGUUCGAAAAUGAUUUAUUAAAACAGAUAUAAUUUUUUAAAAAUGAACUUGUUCAAUUUUAUGCAAUUAAUUACACUGAUUGUGAUAAAAAAAAUUAUAAUCCUAAAAGCAGUUUUUACAACAUGACGUUAGUUUUAUUUACAAAAUGUAAUUGCUAUGUGUGAAAUAUACAAUUAAUGGACAAUG
This is a messenger RNA of Acromyrmex echinatior (Panamanian leafcutter ant), 619 nucleotides long. RefSeq names its product anaphase-promoting complex subunit CDC26. Gene Ontology annotation, biological process: protein K11-linked ubiquitination; anaphase-promoting complex-dependent catabolic process; regulation of mitotic cell cycle. The record is from RefSeq and is a predicted model, not a curated record. Lineage: Eukaryota; Metazoa; Arthropoda; Insecta; Hymenoptera; Formicidae. Gene Ontology annotation, cellular component: anaphase-promoting complex.